This is a messenger RNA of Ruditapes philippinarum (Manila clam), 2190 nucleotides long. Its product is annotated as solute carrier family 13 member 2-like. The record is from RefSeq and is a predicted model, not a curated record. Gene Ontology annotation, cellular component: membrane. The transcript is spliced from 14 exons. NCBI's taxonomy places the organism in Eukaryota, Metazoa, Mollusca, Bivalvia, Venerida, Veneridae. Gene Ontology annotation, molecular function: transmembrane transporter activity. The coding region runs from base 407 to 2185 and encodes 592 amino acids. Gene Ontology annotation, biological process: monoatomic anion transmembrane transport.
GUGCAUCCAUAAUUGCAGUAACUACAACGAGGUGCGUUAAUAACUACAAGAAAAUUAAUCUAUAACUACAAUAAAACGCAUUCAUAGCUGCAAUAAAGUGCAUUUAUGUAUACAAAAAAGUUCAUUUAUAACUACAAUAAAAUGAAUUUCAUUUAUAGAAACAUCAAAGUUCAUUGAUUACUUCAAUAGAGAACAUUCAUAACUACAAGAAAGAACAUUUAUAACUGCACCGAAGUGCAUUCAUAACUGCCAUCAAGUGCAUUUAUAACUACAAGAAAGUGCGUCUUUAACUUCAAAAAAGUGCAUGUAAAUUAGAACGAUCAUUUUCACAUAACUUAAAUAAUGCACACUUUUUACUAAAGGAAAGUAAUAUUAUAACAUACACUGAGGUUAAUAAUUUGUGAAAAUGAGGAAGAUUUUACGUGCUAUUUGGCCCUUGAAGCCGGUCAUAGCCACCAUUUUAGCAUUCGUGAUCCCUAUCAGCCUAGCUGUGGAUUAUUCUCCAGAUUUUGAACGACAAUCAAAAUGCGCCUAUGUAAUUAUGGUGAUGGCUCUGUUGUGGCUAACCGAGGCGGUCCCGAUCCCCGUGACAGCACUCAUGCCCAUAUUCCUGUUCCCGUUACUAGGCGUGGUCAAGGCGUCCGUUAUCAGUGGAGUAUACAUCAAGGACACAACAAUGUUGUUUCUGGGCGGCUUGAUUAUAGCUGGAGCACUUGAAGAGAGUAGGCUACAUAUACGUAUAUCUUUAUAUGUAAUGAAGAUAGUAGGUGCCCAACCAAUGUUAUUAAUGGGCGGUUUAUUGGUGACGACGUGGUUCCUGUCAAUGUGGAUCAGCAACACUGCAGCGACCUCUAUGAUGCUGCCUAUUAUAGACGCUGUCAUCAACAAUAUAGAGGAAGCCGAAGAAGAAUAUGAAGAUGCGGAGGCGGCAAAAUGUGCAGACGACAUCGAUGAUGCAGACGACAUUACUGAUGGCAUAGAAUCAAAAGAAUACAGUGACGAAAGUGAUAAAAUUAAAACGCUUUUAAGAGAAAAGUCUAAAACAGAGUCAGCCGGGGGAAUAUCCAGUGUAGAAGAAAAACGACCCCUACCUCCAGAGCUACAGCGUCUCGCAAAAGCGUUUGCUUUAAGUGUAGCAUACGGUGCUAAUAUUGGGGGAAUAGCCACACUUACAGGUUCUCCACCAAACCUUGUCUUCAAACAACAGAUAGAUAAAUUGUAUGAAUUCCAUACUGGUUCUGAGUCGGACGUAUCGUUUGCUAAAUGGAUGGGAUUUGCGUUCCCUCUGUCCGUCAUUACAGCUAUCCUCGCCUGGUUAUGGCUGGUUACAUUGUUUUUACGAUGCGGGUGUUGUAAAAAAAUAGACCCGGGACAUAAGAAGUCAAUAAAUGCAUCCAUUGCACAUCAUCUUAAAGAACUUGGUAAAAUGACGUUUUGUGAAUUACAAGUGUUAAUAGUAUUUGUUGUGCUGGUGGUUCUAUGGCUGUUUCGGGCACCUCCGAAGAUAGAUGGCUGGGGAUCGGCAGCCUCUCUCAAAAAGGGGUUUGUGUCUGACUCCACGCCAUGUAUACUGCUAAGCGUUCUUCUCUUCAUAUUGCCAUCCGAAGUGCCAAAGGUGUUUGGUCUUGCUAAAGGAGAAAAGCCGUCAUAUAAGCCAAUUCUAGAGUGGAAGUCGGUAACAGAUAGAUUACCAUGGGGUGUUAUUGUUUUACUUGGGGGAGGUUUUGCUAUAGCACAGGCUAGUGAGGAUUCGGGUUUAUCCCUGUGGGUUGGACAUGAGCUGAAAGUGUUUGCCAAUAUGGACACGUGGGUAAUGAACCUAAUCAUAUGUUUAAUCGUUGCCGGGGCAACCAACGUAACCAGUAACACAGCCAGUGCUACAUUGCUCAUGCCAAUUCUUGCUCAACUUGCCCUACAGACUCAAAUAAAUCCAAUGUAUUUGAUGAUAUCAGUGGCCGUCUGUUGUUCAUUCGCGUUCAUGCUGCCAGUAGCCACGCCCCCAAACGCCAUCGUAUUCUCAUCGGGUUAUCUUACUAUUCCAGACAUGGUUUUAGCUGGACUCCCAAUCAACAUCAUUUCUGUAUUUUGUCUCACUCUUGCCAUCAACACAUGGGGAAUAUCAAUGUUUGAUUUAAACGUAUUUCCGGAGAUGUUCCAGACUACAAAGUCUAAUAUUACAUUAUAAACACA